AUGUCUAAAAUAGAAGAGCUGUCGCCAUCCGAUACAGAUGAUUACUUGUAUUCUAGUAACCGGGGAGAUGUAUUUUUAGCAUUUGUGGAUGCACCUGUCAAAGAGACUGAUGAAAUAUUAAUUGAAGAUAGCUUUAUCGGUGGUGAGCCUAAGUGGCUGCAUCCAGAUUCGGAACCACCAGUAGAUCUACUGAAAUGUGGUGCCUGUAAGAAAGCGGAUAAUAUGAAGUUGUUACUGCAAGCCUUUUCUCCAUUAGAUGAUGAACAAAUGAGAGCCAUUCAGCAACGGGUCGGUACCGAUAAUAUGAGUUACAUCAAUCCUCAGGAUGACAGAGUGUUAUAUGUAUUCCUCUGUACCAAAUGUCAAAGGAAGGGCAAUUCAGUUCGCUGCAUCAGAGGAGUGAAGAGGAACAAGAACGCUGAUGGUCUUUCUAAAAAACUGGCGUCAACUUCAUUGGAGAAAGAUUUUCAAAUCAACCCCUUUGACUUAUCAAAUAAUCCCGAAUUUGAAUCCAACUCCUUUUCAAGUAAUCCAUUUGGGAUUAAAGAUGCAAACCCCUUUGGAGCUGAUGGCAUCAAUUCAGAUAUAGCGCAAAAAGAUGAAGAAAAGAAAAACGAGGAAACUGCUAGUAUUUCUGCAAAGGCAGCCAGGAAACUACAUGAGUUGCAAAAGGACAAAACAUAUGAUGGGAACAAAUGCUUUAAAAGCUAUUUGUUGUAUGUUGAGGAGGAAACUUUCAAAAACAAAAAGCCAGCUCAUUUGCAGUUACCAAAAAAUCUCAAAAUUGAUAAAGAGGCACUGGAUUUAACAGGAGAUGAAGAUCUUGAAAAAGAUCCAAUCAAGCUGGAUCCCAGGACAGAAAAAUUAUCUAAGUUUCUUGAUGACGACGUUUUUCAAAAAUUUCAAGAGGUAGUUGGUUAUAAUCCAUCUCAAGUAUUGCGUUAUGACGUAGGCGGAAAACCCUUACUAUAUGCUGAAACAAAGGUUGAUAUUUCGAGCACAGUGCCAAGACCCAGCUAUAACCCGUCAAGUCAAAGAAUCUUUGAAAUGCAGUUAAUGCCAAAGAUGAUUUUUGAUCUAGAAGAAAUAGUAUCUGUUGACAAUGGAAUGGAAUGGGGCACUAUACUUAUUUUUACUGAUGUUGAGAAUUACAUUCCUGAAUUUGAUGAACAUGAUAUCGGCUAUGUAGAAGAAUGUGUGAAGGUUCAAUGGGAAUCGAGAACGUGA
Molecule: messenger RNA, 1227 nt
Organism: Saccharomyces mikatae IFO 1815
Lineage: Eukaryota; Fungi; Ascomycota; Saccharomycetes; Saccharomycetales; Saccharomycetaceae
Gene: TSR4
Product: small subunit rRNA maturation protein TSR4
Exons: 1
Coding region: 1-1227 (408 amino acids)
Biological process (GO): maturation of SSU-rRNA
Cellular component (GO): cytoplasm
Source: RefSeq, a predicted model, not a curated record